Messenger RNA from Raphanus sativus (radish), 2588 nucleotides. RefSeq lists its product as uncharacterized. Bases 140 to 2569 code for a protein of 809 amino acids. The transcript has a single exon. The record is from RefSeq and is a predicted model, not a curated record. Gene Ontology annotation, molecular function: RNA-DNA hybrid ribonuclease activity; nucleic acid binding. Lineage: Eukaryota; Viridiplantae; Streptophyta; Magnoliopsida; Brassicales; Brassicaceae.
UCGGCCUAUUAGUUUGUGUAACGUAAGUUACAAGAUUAUCUCUAAAGUCCUAUGCCAGAGACUUAAAAAGGUAUUGCCAGAAUUAAUAUCGGAAACCCAGUCAGCCUUUGUUGCUGGAAGACAGAUAUCUGACAAUAUUAUGAUUGCUCAAGAGAUGUUUCAUGCUCUAAGGACCAAGCCAAGUGGGCGCAACAAAAGAAUGGCUAUUAAAACAGAUAUGAGUAAAGCCUAUGAUAGGAUGGAAUGGUCAUUUAUUGAUGCUGUGAUGAGAAAGAUGGGUUUCUCAGAAACAUGGAUCACAUGGAUAAUGAGAUGUAUUACGUCGGUACAAUACAAAGUCCUCAUGAAUGGGCAACCAAGAGGAAAUAUUAUCCCAGGAAGGGGACUACGACAAGGGGAUCCUUUAUCUCCUUUCAUUUUUAUUCUAUGCACGGAAGCGCUCGUUAGCCUUCUUAAUCAUGCAGAGAACCAGGGAAAGAUAACGGGGAUGCGCGUUACCCGCGCGUGUCCAUCGGUAUCUCACCUACUAUUUGCUGAUGAUAGCCUUUUCUUUUGUAAGGCGGAGCCCCGUGAAUGUGAAGAAGUAAUGAAAGUGAUCAGGAUCUAUGGUAAAGCAUCAGGACAAUGUAUUAACUUUGAUAAAUCCUCCUUACUCUUUGGUAAGAGGAUUAACGCAACCACAAGGCAAGAGAUCAAAGAUGUACUUGGAAUACAAAAUGAUGGAGGGAUGGGGACUUACUUGGGUAUCCCAGAAGAUAUUAGUGGUUCAAAAUGCAAGCUCUUUGCCUUCCUAAAAGACAAAUUAAUGCAUAGAGUGAAUGGCUGGACAGGUCGUUGGCUCUCGAAAGGUGGGAAGGAGGUAUUGAUUAAGUCCAUUUUGCUAGCUCUCCCGACGUAUGUUAUGUCUACUUUCCUGCUCCCAUUGGAGAUAUGUGAAAAACUUGCCAGUGCUAUUGCUCAAUUCUGGUGGAGCUCAAAUCCCCCAAAAAGAGGAAUACACUGGUCGAAAUGGGAGAAAGUUUGCCUACCGAGAGAAGAAGGAGGGAUUGGAUUUCGUAUGAUCCAUGAGUUCAACUUGGCAUUAUUAGCAAAACAAUUAUGGAGGCUAACACAAACUCCGGAUUCGCUGGUCGCCCGGGUCUUAAGAGGAAGAUAUUACAGACUAAGCUCGCCUUUGCGAGUAAAUUCUGUAAAUAGUCCUUCUUAUGUGUGGAUUAGUAUUUCCGCUGCGAGGGAGCUUUUGUUGUUGGGAAUAAGGCAGAAAAUACAUUCUGGUUAUGAGGUGAAGGUGUGGGAGGAUCCCUGGAUUCCAAUGACCCCUGCUAGGCCGGCUAUACCUAUAGCGCCAGUUAUGCAUCCAAAUAUGAGGGUGAGUGAUCUUAUUAAUCAGGAGUUGAAGGAAUGGGAUGUUGAUUUACUGGAACAAUAUGUCAGCCCUGCUGACAUACCCCUUAUAAGGAGUUUGGCCAUAAGCACAACGCAUAGGCCUGACACGUUUUGCUGGAGCUUCACAAAAAAUGGACAAUAUACAGUCAAGUCGGGAUAUUGGGUUGCUCAAAAUCUUCUAAAGGAUGCAGACGAAAAACAAGUGCUAGAGCCAAGUAUUACAAAGCUUCAAGCCUUUGCUUGGAAGAUAAAGGCGCCGAAGAAAAUUUGUCACCUUAUAUGGCAAUUGUUAACUGGUCAAGUGGCAGUAACGAGAAACCUAGUAAGGCGAAAUAUUAGAUGUGAUAAUUACUGCCCAAGAUGUGGUGAGCCAGAGGAAUCAGUAACACAUGCUAUUUUCGAAUGCCCACCUGCUCUACAAGUUUGGCUACACUCAUCAACUCCAACGAGUCCUGCUGUUUUUCCAACGCCAAGUAUAUACACGAGUAUGAACUACCUCUUCUGGGAAAAGAACGGUACAUUUGAACCAGAUCAAGACAGGGAUCCUUAUCCCUGGCUGAUUUGGUAUAUUUGGAAGGCUCGAAAUGAUAAACUCUUUAGGGGCAUAGACAGAGAUCCUCUGGAACUAGUUCGAUAUGCUGAGAGUGAGUGUCAAGCUUGGUUUAAUGCCAAUGAAACGAUACCACCAGUGGUACAGGAGAGUAAUGCAGAGGAACCUCAAGUCAUAAGCUUGGGGAAUAUUUGUUUGCUGGAUGGAUCAUGGACAUCUCAGGCUCAAUUUAGUGGGUGUGGAUGGGUCUGGUUGGACAGCAGGGGAGUCACGAAACUCAUGGGAUCACAGAACAUCCCCAGAAGAGAAUCAGCUCUGCACUCAGAAGUGGGAGCACUGCGAUGGGCGAUGGAAAAUAUGCUUCAACAUUCAAUUUGCCAGAACUUUGGAACAGACUGCAAGGACUUGAUUGCUAUGAUCAAGGAACCUCAUGCUUGGCCAAGUUUUGCUACGGAACUAGAGAGGAUAGAGACACUGCUCAUAUGCUUUCCAGACUUCAAGAUUUCGUAUAUUCCUAGAGCGCGUAAUCAGAUUUCAGAUUUUUUAGCUAAGACAGCUAGAUCCUUCCAUAGGAAGUUACAUUUUAUUGGUUGUUCUAUUCCGGUCUGGUUACCUAGACCACCUCAAGCCUGAGUAAUAGAAUAGCCGUUUG